AUGCCACUCAAAGCCAAGCGAACUACGACUGCUGAUAGUACUACUACUACUAAUACUGACAGUCAUCAUAGUAGUAGUAGUAAUAGUAAUAGUAGUAGUAGUAAUGGUGGCCGCAUCAGCCAGCUCGUCCAGCAGCAAGGCAGACCAAGAGCAGCAGGGCUCCUCGCUCCAGCAGCAGCACCCGCCAUGCCAAUCUUUGAAACAAACAAGAUCGUUCUAGUCAAGUUGGAUGGACAUUUCUGGCCAGCUCAGGUUCUUCCUCCAAAUGCUCAUUCGAACAAGUCAAGUAGUCCACCGAUUGCGGUUUGCCGUAUGAUUGACAGCGCGCCCAAACCUCCUCAACCCGUGUUCAUCACCAAUGCAGCUGAUAUCAAGCCUUUUCACGAAGAUUUGAUCGGCACCCUUCGUGCCAGUUUCAUACAAGCCAUGCCGCACAACAAAACCGAGCACAUCCGCUACUCUACCUCGCUUAGCCUUGCGAAAGACCGCUUGCAACAAGGUUUACUCGCGCAGACUUUUGAUGCACCUGGCACAAGCAACCAGCCCGAGCCUGCAAAAGCCUCGCAAACUCUCCUUGCAGCCAGAAGCUCGUCCGGCUCUUCGUUUCCCUCCACGCUCUUCGUUUCCCUCCACGUCCGAAUCGUCUCUGGAUCCAAAGCCACAGCGAAAAACUGCAAGCCUGGCGCAGUUUACACAUAUACAUCCGCCGAGGAGCAGCGAGCCCUUCGCAGCCGGCCGCCCCUCGUCCUAUCCAAGUCCAUGUUUGAUACCCCAGUGCAGGCUUCCAAGUCCAAGGCGAAGAUCGAAGUGAUUGAUACCCCAACAACUCUCGAGCCAGACCAGUCCAAGCCAAAGGUCGCAGCAAUCGACUUUGCGCAAAGUCCUCGCACUUCACAAGCAAGCGGACGUUCCACAGUACAUCGGGAUGUGAUUGAGCCUAACAGCUUGGAAGAAGAAGACAAGCCUGCGGUUCGGCAGUUGCGACAGCGCACCAUCGCUUCACCCAACGCAAAGUCUCCAGCAUCCCCGAAUCCUCGCGCAAAAAGCGCUUCCAGUCCAACUCUUGCCAUUUCCAAACGAAGGGCGAGCGAAAUGGAUGCCGAGGGGCCAGGCCCUUCCCUGCGAGUGUCGGCCGCGGAUGUGACCGACGUAGUGAGCAGUCAAGAGGAGCCAAGGUCGAGGCGCGCUCUAGCCAGCAGCCAGAGUCCUGGCGAUGAUUCACAAGGGAGUCGUCAACGUGGACUUUUCAACUCUGCCGCGGAUGGUACUGAGAUCAGAAAGUUGCGCCAGCGUGUCGCAUCACCCGAGACCAAGUCGUCGCAUGCCAGAGUAGCUUCCAACCGUGGUGCUGGUGGCGCUUCCAAGCGAUAUACCAGCGAGUCGGAUGCAGACGCCGCCAAUAUCUCCGCCCGCGCGUCCGUGGCCAAUGUCGCGAGCAGCAGCCAGGAGGACUCUAGUUUUAAUAGCGCUAAGGUGAACAAACCUGGCCGACAAAGCCAAGCACAGGUGAGCCUCAGCCGCAACGGUGAACUUCCCGUGGUACCCGACGACAGUGCAGAAAGUCCAAGUGGCAAGCGAUCAACUCGGGCAAAUCCAGGGCCAGUUGCUGCACCCCAGCCUUCGUCAACAGCUGGCAAGAAGCAACAUCAAACAUCCAAACCAACGCAGCAACCAAAACUUGACACUUUCUUUUCGUCAGCGGCUGCAAAGCCACUGCCAACAUCGGUCAAAGGGCGCACCGCUUCCAAAGAGCACACCGAUGCUGCCAACAACCCAGACAAGUCACCAAAGACAAAGCUCGAAGUGUUUGAUUUUGACGAGCAACCGUCUCGAGCAACCCAUGCGCACCGCCCAACCAAUACAUCCAUCCCUCGUCCGUCAGUAGUCCGUUCGAUUGCAGCGGACUUUUUAGAGCCAGAUUCGACGCCAGCUGCAGUGGCAGCAGCUUCUGCUUCCGUCUUGCGUUCUAUCGCCCUUUCAGCACAAGAAACAGUGUCGACAACUGCUGCUGCUGCUGCUGCUGCUGCUGCUGCUGGACCGAGCGAUAAGGCGCUGCCUCCCGCUCGGAAAGUUCUCAGACUUGAUCCACAUGUGGAGCCAAGCUCUUCUCCCCCGAGCUCGAGUGGAGAUUCGGCUGCUUUUGAAACUCGCUUGCGAUCUGGAGUAGUCCGACAGCAGUUUGACGAUGAGGACGAAGACGGGGACCUUCCGUCAUCGUCUGGUCCGGUAGACGACGAUUCGGAUGACGAACUCCCGGCUGUCCAACUAUCGCACCAGUCUACGACCGACUUCCGGCCUGGCACGGUCGUUUGGGCAAAGCGCCGCCUGGACUUGAUGCUCAACCGCUUCAUUUGGUGGCCUGCCAAGUACAUUUCACGUCUGAAGGCACAGAAAUUGCACGAAUGCAACUUGUUCACUGGAAACCUGUCAUUGACGGACAAGCCUCUGGAGAAACGGGCCAAGUUUAUCUCUGUGAAACCGUACAAAUGUACCGAUCCGGAUGACCCAGACACGCCUGCUGCUUACCGUGAAGCGCUAGCCCGAGCCAGAAAAGCGGCGGAGAAGCUUGCCGUUGGGACGGCUAGUAUCGAUCAAAGCUCUCCGAUGAAGCAGCGCUUCUUUGCCAAGGCGGCUUCGGACGACGAGGAUGACCCUAUGGACACCGACCAACAAGCCGAGGAAUUGUCAGAUGACGACGACAACAACGGCAACACUGUCCAGCCAUCGGCCGCUGACGCACGCGAUAGAAACAUCAAGACCUUUGCCAAGGAAAUACUGCCUCAUAUUUGCAAAGUUGCAGACGGUGGUUUUUCGUAUUGGCGAGACGAGUACGCCAAGGGUGACGACUCUCGCCCGCCUGCUUCUGGACCAGUGCCCGACAGUGUCGUACUGAAGUUGCUCUCCCAUUUCGAGGGCGACCGAAAGCUGAUGUCGCGGCCGCCGUGCCGAGACCAUAGAUUUUUGACACAUGUGAUCGUGCCGGAGGCAGUGCUGCAGCUGAUCUCGCAACGCGAUGGUAUCAGCGAAGAAGCGGCCUUCCAAAAAAUGAAGAGGCCUCUCUCUCAGGAGGAGGCUCAUGCUCUGUUCCAGGUCACGGAGCGCCAAAUAUUGAGAGGCCCAACGGCAAUGGCAGUCGAGUAG
Capsaspora owczarzaki ATCC 30864 is the source of this 3141-nucleotide messenger RNA. RefSeq lists its product as hypothetical. The record is from RefSeq and is a predicted model, not a curated record. The coding region runs from base 1 to 3141 and encodes 1046 amino acids. The transcript is spliced from 7 exons. NCBI's taxonomy places the organism in Eukaryota, Filasterea, Ministeriida, Capsasporidae.